UCAAAUCUCUUCUGAAAGUUUUCUUUCUUGAACCACAGACGAAACCCCAAUUUCUCCAUCGCAACCUCUUAAACCCUAACGAAUUGCUUAAAUCAAAUUGCUGUUUCUCCAUCGUAUGAAGAAGAUUAAGAAGGAUUUCGACAUGGGUUAUUUCAACAAACUACCGGGUGAGAUUGCAUUAGAGAUUUUAAUUCGUGUACCAAGUGAAACGGUGCUUGAUUGCAAAUUAGUCUGCAAAUCUUGGCGAAAUCUUCUUUCUAUUGAUCCGUCGUUCCCUCCGAAGCAUUUGUAUCAUCUUAACCAUCCAUCUACUGCUGCUGAAGAUUCUUGUAAGUUGGGUUUUCUUGCUUUAAUUGAUAACAAUAGAUUGUACUUUUUUGAAUAUAAUGAUGAUCAGAAUCAUGAGUUAAGAAAACCCAUUGAGAGAAUUAAAAGGAUGGUUACAACACCAAUCAAGGGUUCUCGCUUUAUUGGAUCUUGUAACGGUUUAAUCUGUCUUGUUGGAGAGGAACAUGAUAUACCUGUUCGUAUAUGUAACCCUUUCACCAAAGAGUAUGUCAACCUUCCAGAAAUCAGGAUAGAUGGUGAUGAUUUGGAUUUUUGCACAUUCGGAUUUGGUUAUCUUCCUUCAACAAAUGAGUACAAAGUGGUAGCAGUACAUGUAUUCGAGACCGAGUUAAUAGAAGUCCACAUAUACACUCUAGGCAGUGGCAAUGGGUGGAGAAACCUUGGAAAGUUCAAUUCUGAAUUCUCCCCUAUGUAUAAUCAAGAUCAAGAACAUGGUAGCUUUGUCAAUGGAUCUAUUUAUUGGGCUGGCGCUAAUCUGAAUACGAUCUUGACCUUCGACUUAAUUGAGGAGAAGUUCUGCAAACAUCUUGAACCGCCUCCUCUCCCACUAGACACUGAUUUGCAAAGUCAUACAAUAGGGGUUCUGGAUGGAUCUUUGUAUAUUUCUAUUCUCGAUGAAGAAGAAAGAGGUUUUGACGUAUGGCUAUUAAAGAAGAAGAAUGAUAAACACGAAAAGAAAGGAGGAGGGGAACAUCGCUCAUUGGAAUGGAGUAAAGAGUUUAGGGCUAAUGCAAACCAUGCAUUAGCCCUUACUAAGAAGGGGGAUGUUUUAACUUACUGUACUAUUGAUAACGAUCUCAACAUUUACGACACAAAAGCUUCAACCUCGAAAGGGCUUGUGCAUUUUGAGGAACUUGUUUGUCGAGUAUUCCCUCACAACAACACCUUCGUAUCGUUAAAGGAAUUAGGGGAAAAAGAUGCGGAAAUAGUAUCGUUGAAGGAAUAUUGGGAAAAACAGAUGGAAAUAAAGAAGGCAGUUAAUCGUGCAUUGAAGGAAUUACGGGAAAAAGAUGCGGAAAUAAUGAAGUCAGUUAAUGGAGGCAGAAAGCCGUGAUUCACCUUUCAAGCAGCUACAGGAGGAUGCAAACCCUGACUACAUAGUUAUAAACUGUUAUGGCUGAAACCAGCUGGCAAUCUACUGUUAGUUAUUGAAAAAUGGGGGUGGUGAUCCAAAUGGGGCAAUCUUUUGUAGAGAGAACUGUUGAAAGUGUUUAUCCCAGUGUUUUUGAUGGAAACAAAUGGUAGCGAACCAUGAACGGCAAGUUUCAGGAAAAGAUGAUACUCCUGGAGCUCAUUUAAUGUGAGCCCGUGUCUCAGUGGAGAGAUUCAUUCCGCAGUUUGAGUUAUUGUUUACAAAUACAUAUUGU
Messenger RNA from Papaver somniferum (opium poppy), 1715 nucleotides. RefSeq names its product F-box/kelch-repeat protein At3g23880-like. The transcript has 2 exons. The record is from RefSeq and is a predicted model, not a curated record. Gene Ontology annotation, molecular function: protein binding. The coding region runs from base 116 to 1402 and encodes 428 amino acids. NCBI's taxonomy places the organism in Eukaryota, Viridiplantae, Streptophyta, Magnoliopsida, Ranunculales, Papaveraceae.